AUGGGGCUGGAGCGCCUGUCAGCCGAGCUGGACGCCUCGAGGAAGGCGUGUGCCAUCUACAGUAACGAGUUGCUCCGAGUGAAGGCUGCAUAUGAGGAGUCUCAGCGGCAGCUCGAUUCCAUCCGCCGCGAGAACAAGUUCCUGUCCAGCAAGAACGAGGAGGCGGUCCGGCGCUACCAGGCCGAGAUCGGCGAAACAACGGCGCGCCUGGAGGAGGAGGUCCGGCUGAAGACCGAGCUCCAGGCGCAGUUGGACGCCUCAGAGCGAGCCAGGGACGCUCUUAGCGUCCAGCUAGAGGAGAGCAGAGCUCUGCUGGAGCGGGCCGAAAGCAGACGGCACCAG
Messenger RNA from Pollicipes pollicipes, 342 nucleotides. RefSeq names its product myosin heavy chain, muscle-like. Lineage: Eukaryota; Metazoa; Arthropoda; Thecostraca; Pollicipedomorpha; Pollicipedidae. The transcript has 2 exons. The record is from RefSeq and is a predicted model, not a curated record. The annotation marks the transcript as partial.